UCUAUAUUCAGAAAAACAGGAAGAGGGCGGAAUUCCAAAACGAAGGAACCGGAAGUUGCUCAAAGCUUUUCCCACGCGGCUUGUGUUCAUGAGAACAAGUUCCGGGCAAGUUUACCUUCGAGGAGUCUGAUUCUUUCGCCAGUUGGAACAGCCGUUAUUCCCGGAGAAGAAGAAGAUGGUGCGCAAACUGAAGUUUCAUGAGCAAAAGCUCCUCAAGAAGUUAGAUCUAAUCAACUGGGAAGCUUCUGCCGGCAACCUUGCUGAGUUGCGUGUUAUCCGUCGCUUCCACUUGCAGCGCAGGGAAGAUUACACGCGCUACAACCAACUGAGCCGAGCCGUUCGGGAGUUGGCUCGCCGCAUCAGAGACCUGGGGGAUGCCCCAGAGUCAGCAGCUUUCCGGGCUCGGAGUACCUCCGCGCUCCUGGAGAAGUGUUAUGCCAUGGGGCUGAUUGCUUCCAGAAGCUCCUUGGAGAUUUGCGACCGUGUCUCGGGGUCUUCCUUCUGCCGCCGGCGCCUGCCUUGCCUGCUUCUGAAGCUGCGCAUGGCCCAGAAUCUGAAAUCGGCGGUGACCUUUGUGGAGCAAGGACAUGUGCGGGUGGGGCCGGAGGUCGUGACAGACCCGGCAUUUUUGGUGACCCGGGCCAUGGAGGACUUCGUCACCUGGACGGACUCCUCUCGUAUACGCCAGCAUGUGCUGAACUACAACCAAGAACGGGAUGAUUUUGACUUGGCCUGUUAGGAAGAAUUUGACUUUCCCAUGUGGACUGCUUUAAGGAGAAAGGCGGGGGUUAAGAAGUUUUUUAAAAAACAUGUAUAACAAAUAAAUAUGCCUGAAAGCCUGGUCUCACCAUU
Molecule: messenger RNA, 852 nt
Organism: Pogona vitticeps (central bearded dragon)
Lineage: Eukaryota; Metazoa; Chordata; Lepidosauria; Squamata; Agamidae
Gene: IMP3
Product: IMP U3 small nucleolar ribonucleoprotein 3
Biological process (GO): ribosomal small subunit biogenesis; rRNA processing
Cellular component (GO): Mpp10 complex; small-subunit processome
Molecular function (GO): snoRNA binding; rRNA binding
Source: RefSeq, a predicted model, not a curated record